Melitaea cinxia (Glanville fritillary) is the source of this 1991-nucleotide messenger RNA. It is a transcript of the gene RIOK1, whose product is annotated as serine/threonine-protein kinase RIO1. Gene Ontology annotation, molecular function: protein serine/threonine kinase activity; ATP binding. Gene Ontology annotation, biological process: maturation of SSU-rRNA. The record is from RefSeq and is a predicted model, not a curated record. The transcript has 4 exons. Bases 185 to 1756 code for a protein of 523 amino acids. Gene Ontology annotation, cellular component: cytosol; preribosome, small subunit precursor. Lineage: Eukaryota; Metazoa; Arthropoda; Insecta; Lepidoptera; Nymphalidae.
AAGUGUUUGUCAAGUGUCGACACUCAACACAGUACCUACCAUGUGUCAUCUACCGCACGUUGCAAUGUUGUUUUGAAUUAUUAAUACUUGAUUAAUAUCAUAAAUACAAAAUAUAUCACGCGUGAUUAAGCUUGAUACACCAUUUUUUAGUUAAGAUUGCACUGUUUACAUGCUUUUAUAAAAAAUGGCAGAGGGACAAUACAGUGAUGAUUAUGAAGAGGAUAUUUCAAAUGCUGUUAAAUUAGUUCGGUUUGCGGAACACCCAGAGGUAAAGAGCUUUAGUAUGGAAGAUGACGAACUCGAUUCUGACGACUACUUCUAUGAUUCAGAAGAAGAUGUACAAAACUCAAGACGAAAAGAACAUCUCAAUCAACAGAAUCCUAGCACAAAGUUAACUACAUAUCAACCGACUGAAAAACUUUUCACAAAGUAUCUUAACAAGAUAAAUCUUAAUCAAUAUGAACCUGCUAUGUGGAAUGGAAGAACUCAAAAAUUCAUGGAACUCAAUGACAGAAAACGUAUGAACGAAAAAAUAAGAAUUAAGGACAAACAGGAUAGAGCAACUACUGAACAGGUUUUGGAUCCUCGAACUAUUAUGAUUUUACACAAACUUAUAACAAAUGAAAUUUUAGAUAGUGUCCAUGGAUGCAUAUCGACAGGCAAAGAAGCCAAUGUCUACUUUGCAACAUCAAAAGAUGAUAGACAUUACGCUGUAAAAGUUUAUAAAACGUCAAUUUUGGUAUUUAAAGAUCGAGAUAAAUAUGUAUCGGGUGAAUUCCGAUUUAGGAAUGGCUAUUGUAGGUCAAAUCCUCGAAAAAUGGUACAAACAUGGGCUGAAAAAGAGAUGAGAAACCUCGCAAGGCUACACAAUGCACACCUGAAUGUUCCAGAACCCAUCAUACUAAGAAGUCACGUCUUGGUCAUGACUUUUGUGGGUGAAAAUGGCUGGCCGGCACCAAAAUUGAAUAAAGUAGACAUGUCCCAGUCAAUCGCACGAAAAUUGUACAGAGAUUGUAUCACUAUGAUGUGGAAAAUGUUCAAUAUAUGUAAAUUGGUUCAUGCUGAUCUAUCAGAGUUUAAUUUGUUGUACCACAAAGGUAACGUAGUUGUUAUUGAUGUGUCACAGUCAGUGGAGCACGACCACCCUCGAGCUUUUGACUUUUUAAGAAAGGAUUGCACCAAUAUUACUGAGUUCUAUAGAAAGAAAGGUGUUGCGACACUGACCGUCAAAGAAUUAUUCGAUUUUAUAACAGAUGCAUCAAUUAAUGAAAGUAACUUAGAGGAAUGUCUUGAAAAGCUUUCGGAAAAGGCGGCAUCUAAAAGUUUUGAUGAUAUGACGGCUCAGGAACAAGUUGAAGAAGAAGCGUUUAAGAAUGUUUAUAUUCCAAAGUCACUUACACAGGUUAUCAAUUAUGAAAGGGAUAUUAACAAAGCAAAGAAAGGAGAGACAUCAGGCUUAACAUACAUGAAAAUAGCGGGUUUCAAUGAAGAUCUUUCAGGUACUGUGGAUAAACCAAACAUAUUACAAGAAUGUGAAAUAUCUGAACCAGAAUCUGACAGUACUUCUGAUGAAGAUGAUGACGAGAGUGACAAUGACAAUAAUAGAUCUAAAUUUAAAAAUAGCGCUCGUCCAAGAGAUGAAUCGCCAAAUAGUAAAAAGGCAAGAAAGAAGGCAGUUAAAGAAGAGAAAGCUGAGAAAAGAAAAACUAAAACAAAGAAACACAUAAAAAAGAGACGAGAUAAGGGUAAGAAAUAAGGUGACGAGAUAAGAGUAAGAAUAAGAGUAAGCCAAUGACAGGCUGUGAAAUUUAUAAAAUAGUUUCUUAAAAUAAAAUAAAAAGUAUUUGUAUUCUUUAGUAAAAAAUACUAAACUAAGAAUGUGCCUAUGUAAAACACAUAGUGGACUAAACUAUCAAUUUUAUGACGAGCAUUUGAACCAAAAUAUUUAAUAUUUUUUUAAAUGCAAUAAAAAUAAAAUACGAAUACCUAAA